This is a messenger RNA of Medicago truncatula (barrel medic), 792 nucleotides long. RefSeq lists its product as uncharacterized. The record is from RefSeq and is a predicted model, not a curated record. NCBI's taxonomy places the organism in Eukaryota, Viridiplantae, Streptophyta, Magnoliopsida, Fabales, Fabaceae. The transcript has 9 exons. Bases 1 to 792 code for a protein of 263 amino acids.
AUGGAAUUUGUGAACCUCUUCACACAAAAACCAAAAUAUGAUUGCCUUCUUUUUGAUUUAGAUGAUACUUUGUAUCCACUCAGUUCUGGUCUUGCAGAAGCAUGUCGACAAAAUUUUAAAGACUACAUGGAAGAAAUGCUUUGCAUAGAUCCAAGAAAAUCUGAUAAUUUAUGCACCCUUCUUUACAAGAAUUAUGGAACAACUCUAGCAGGAUUAAAGGCAAUUGGAUAUGACUUUGACUAUGACGAACUUCACAGUUUUGUUCAUGGGAGAUUACCUUAUGUGAACUUGAAACCAGACCCAGUUCUAAGGAAAAUGUUGAUGAGCCUGCCCUAUAGGAAACUUAUCUUCACAAAUGCAGACAAAGUUCAUGCUCUUAAGACACUAAACAUACUUGGAUUAGAAGAUUGCUUUGAAGGAAUUAUUUGUUUUGAGACUCUUAAUCCAAUCCACAGGAGCAGUGUCUCAACCAAUCCCAGUGGAAUCCUGCCAAAGUCACCAAUUGUUUGUAAACCAUCAGAAAAUGCCAUUCAAUUGGCUCUCAAAAUAGCCAACCUUGACCCACAUAGAACUUUGUUCUUUGAGGACAGUGUCCGCAACAUACAAGCUGGAAAACGAGUAGGACUCGACACUGUGCUGAUUGGCACAUCACAGAAAGUUCAAGGUGCAGAUUAUGCAUUGGAAAGCAUCCAUAACCUUCCUGAGGCAAUUCCUGAUCUAUGGGAGGCUGACUUAAAGUCGGAAGUUGUGUACACUGGGAAGCUUGCUGUAGAGACAACAGUAACUGCUUAA